AUGCGGCGCCCACGUCCUCCGCCGGCGACGUCCACCGUCAGCUGCGCCGUCCUGCGAGGGAAGCAGCACGCAGCAAAUGCAGCGCUAGAAGCAGCAAACAGCAGGCACGCAUGCGCAUGCACCAGCUGGCCAAACCAAACAGCAACACCACAGCGCAGUGGCACACAGCAGCAGCAGCAACCUGCGCACCUCCACCCGCGCCCAGCUCAGUCGCGACGCGCUGCUCCACCUCGGGCUCCUGCUGCACCGCCCGUACCUCCGGCUGCUGCAGUGCCGGCCGCUGCACCGCUCCUGCUGUGCGCCCUGCGCGUCCUCCGACACGCGCCGGCUUCGACCGCCGCUGUCCACUGCGCCCCGCUGGCUCCGUGCCCAGGCCGGCUCGUCCGCGGCCGGCUCCGUGCCACACGCGCCCGUUCCGUCCGCGCUCAACUACGCCGCGCCCCGCACGUCACCGCCACGGCCUCCAUCCGCCCGCGCGCGCCAAGAACCUCCGUCGGCUUCAUCAUGCCACCUCGCCGGGCUAGCUCCCGCUGCACCACCGGCUUCAGCUGCGACGCGCCAUCUCCCGGCUACGCCACCGCGGCGUCUUCUCCGGCCGCCGCCUCCAGCAGCUCCGGCUGCGCCUGCCACGGCCAACUCGGUCGCCCGACCGCGACCGCAUGCGCGUCGCAACUCCGGCUGCACCGCGCGCUCUCCUCGGCAUCCGUGCGAAACCCAGGCCGGCUUCGACGCCUCGCCGUGGCCAACGCACCUGCUCCCUCGCCAUCGUCCGGCUCAUCACCCAUGCCUGGUCCAGCUCGGCUUGCCAUUUCCUCCGGCUGCUGCGCACUGCGCCCGCCGGCCGCCGCGACCAUCUCCGGCUUCGCCCGCGCCCAGCGCGCCCUCCGGCUGCGCCCCCACGACCAACUCCGGCUGCGCGUCGCCUCCACCAGGCCGGCUGCCGCGCACGCUAGCGCCGGCUGCCGCGGGCGCCCCGGUACAUCUCCGGCUCGGCCCCCGCCAACCGGCUUCCUCGCGAACACCGCUCUGCUCCGACUCCGCCUCAUGCCCGCGCGUCGACCACCUGCGGCCUCCGCCAGCUGCGCCCGCCACGGCCGCCCUCGACCGGCACGCGCGCCCGACUCCCGGCGCCGCCAGCGCCGCUACUCCACCGGCUGA
Lolium perenne is the source of this 1158-nucleotide messenger RNA. The record is from RefSeq and is a predicted model, not a curated record. Lineage: Eukaryota; Viridiplantae; Streptophyta; Magnoliopsida; Poales; Poaceae.